AUGCCAUGGACUUGGGAUUCGCCAUCCCCUGCAGAAAGCAUGGAACACAUGGAUGACAAGAUCCUGCAGAAAAUCAACGAGUCGUAUGUCCAAUCCUUGAUGAAGAUGAUGUCCUCCAAAGUCUUGAAGGAGCUACGGGCAGAGAACGAGACGAUACAACAACACCUGGGAGCGCUCACCUCAGAUGUCCACCUUUUGGCUUCUCAACUUGCAUCGCGAAAGGAGGACAAGUCCUGGCACCAUGAAGCAAAGUUGGAAGCCCUCAGAGAGGAGUUGCACCUCGGAGCUGCACGUGAGAAAGAGCUGGUUGCGGAGUUGGGUCAGCUGAAGCGACUAGUGGAAGGCCGUCACGAGGAUCUCCUUGCUCAUCAUCGGCACUUGGAUAAGGACCUGCGAACAGCGCUGCGGGAACUGCGAAGCGACGCAUCGGAGGUGCAGCGGGAUUCCUUGAACUCCUUGCAGGAUGUGCGAAGCUCGCUGCGCGACCUGCGGAGCGACCUGGAGGAACAGCGGGAAGCCUUGAAAUCGCUCCAGGAGACUGACUUCCUGAAGCAAUUGGGUGAUGCGCGACAAGCGCUCGCAGAUCUGCAAGAGGAGCGGCAGUGGCAUGAAGAUGCCAUGAAACAGCUCAGAGACAGUCAUCAGGAUCAACAGAUGCGCCGGCAAGCCGACUCUGCAGACUUGGACCAGCGUGUGGAGGGCUUCCGACAGAUGUUGGAGUCCACCUUGCCCAACGACGAGCUGGAAAAACGCCAUCAGGUCUUGACGCAGCACAUGGAGCAGCUCAUGGCACAGCUUGAGAAGAACAGACGUAAGGACAAGGAAGAGCUUAAGGAGAAGUUCGACCAACUUCAACAACAUAGCGAAGGCCGGAUGGAAGAAUGUCUCGACAGAGCUCGUCUACUUGAUCAGGACAUAUUGGACAAACUCAAUCCGGAGUUGCUGAACAUUAAGGACCACGAGCAGCGGCUAAGCGAAAGUGUCAACCAGUUGAUGGAUCGCAUCCCGGGGUUGGCCAUUGGAGAGAUGCAGGUGCAGGAGGAGUGCCAAAUUUUUCGUUCAGACAUUGGAAAGCUGAGUGAGGAAAUCUUGCGCAUUGAUGAAUCGCUCCGGCACAUCAUGCCGUGGGUUGAUUGGCUGCGCGACAACCAGCCGGCGAUGGAUAGUUUGCAAACUUACGUUGAGGAGAGACUAGCAGCUUUGCUGCCAACUCAUCAUGUCGAGGAGUUUCAAAUCUUGGCAACUCGCCUGGGCCGCUGGGAGGAACAGCAAAGAUGUGCCAACGAGUUGCACAACUCGUGGGGGAAGCUGGCCGAGGACUUCAAGGCUCAGAGCCGUCGGCUCUUAGGUUUCGAAGUUCAACAGCGAAAAUAUCUACAGCAAUGUGAGGACUUUAGGGCUUGGCGUCAGGAACUUGAUGCUGUGCGAGUUCGCUUGAAGCGGAUUGAAGUGAACCAAGUUCAAGAGCAAAAGAAUCAGAAGGUUUGGCAGGAGAACUUCUCAAAAUGCCGGAAGGCCUGUGAGGAUAUCUAUGCCAAGUGUCAUCAGGAGAUGGAGCGUCGAAGCCAGCAAAGCAGUGAAGAGCAUCGAUACAUGAAGGACUGCGAAGAUCAAUAUAGCAAGUGGCGCGAAAGUGCAGUUGCAUGGCAGCAGCAACAAAUGCGAAGAUUGGGACAAUGA
This is a messenger RNA of Durusdinium trenchii, 1680 nucleotides long. Lineage: Eukaryota; Dinophyceae; Suessiales; Symbiodiniaceae. The record is from the annotation of a GenBank genome assembly.